AUGGCUCUGGGCUACUGUCCUACAGCCAUCGCUAGCUCAUCUCCAGUGCUGGGACCCCAUGGGACCACGGACCCGGGAGCCUCCAUGCCUUCCGUCCCGGCUCGGCCCUUUCCCGCCCCCACUCCCGCCCCGCCCCAGCGGCCACUCUGGGGGCAGCACCCGCCGCCCCGCCCGACCCCGCCAUUCCCUCCCGGUGGCCCCCUGGUGCUGCCAGCCCUCCCCAGCUCACCGUUGGCGGUAGGAGAGCCUGGCCUUGGCCCCAGUGGGACCGGGACCCACAAUGUCAUUGUCCAGGUCAGGUCGGAAUGGGGGUCCUCAGAGACACCCCAGACUCAGACCAUCGUCCUUACUCAGGCCCCCCUCAGCUGGAGUGCUCCAGGAGCCCUCUGUGGGGGUGCCGCAUGUCCCGCACCCCUCUUCGUGGCAGCCCCUGUGCUGGAGACCAGCAUGCCUGCCUCGGCCUUUGGGGGCCCCCAGGCUGGCAAGGGAGGCUUGGCCCCAGGCCUUCCAGCCCCAGCCCCGCCCCCGGCUGCCCAGCCGACCUCCACCGUGUCCCCAACGAACGCGGGGCCACAGCCUCACGGAGCUUCCAGGGAGGGCAGCCUGGCCAGGAGCCCGACCAAGGCCUCGCCCGAGGACUCCCGUAACCCCAAGAGUGUUUACGAGAACUUCAGGCGCUGGCAGCGCUUCAAGUCGCUGGCCCGGAGGCACCUCCCGCAGAGCCCCGAUGCAGAAGCUCUCUCCUGCUUCCUCAUCCCGGUGCUGCGGUCCCUGGCCCGCCUGAAGCCCACCAUGACGCUGGAGGAGGGAGUGUGGCGGGCCGUGCAGGAGUGGCAGCGCAGAAGCAACUUCGACCGCGCCAUCUACUACGAGAUGGCAGGGAAGUUCAUGGAGUUUGAGCUGGAGGAGGAGAUGCAGAUUCAGAAGUUGCAGUGGGUGAAGGUGGCCCAGGGCCUGCCUCCUCCAGCCCUGCCGAAGCCUGAGCCGCGGGCGCCCCCAGCCCCAGAAGCGGGCCCACAGCCAGCGUGCAUUCGCAGGAAGGCGGGGUCCAGGGCCCAGCCCUCCCGCCUGCGGCCGCACAGACCCCCACGGCCCCUGGAGAACAAGGCGCCCAAGGAGAUCCCCCCUGAGGCCGUGAGAGAGUACGUGGACAUCAUGGAGGGGCUGCUGGGGCCUGGCCACUCAGCCCCGGGGGGGCCGGCAGGUGAAUGGGGAGAGGACGGAAAGGAGCCACAGCCGGAUGAGGCCACGACCUACCCGGACCCGGGUCUCCUGAGCUACAUUGACAGGCUGUGUUCCCAGGAAGACUUCAUCACCAAGGUGGAGGCAGUCAUCCACCCCCGAUUCCUGGCAGAAUUGCUUUCCUCAGAACCACAGCUGGACCUCCUGGCCCUAGCGGAGAAAUUGGAGCAGGAGGAAGGACUCACCCUUGCAGAGCUGGUGAAGAAAAGACUGGUGGCCUUGAAGGCGGAGGAGGGUGUGCAGGCAGCCCCCCGUCACCGCGCAGCCCGGUCGGGCCCUGGUCCUGAGUGUGAGGCCGGUCCCGGACUGGGGCUGGGGGGUCAAAGGUGCCCCUCCGCUCGACCGGGCCCCAGGGACGCACCCGUUCUCAGAGAGGCCCCUCCUGCUCGGGACACUCGAGGGCCAGUGGACGGGUCCAGUGAGGACGAGGAGGAGCUCCCCAGCCUGGCCUUCCUCCUGGCCUCUCAGCACAGCCUGCUGCCCUGGGGGCUCUCCCUGAGUCCCGCUCCUGCCUCGGGCCUCCCCAGCCCUGGAGGUCGGGGGCUGUGGGGGGCUCCCCGGGCCCCUUCUCCUCAGAGGAUAGGCCUCAGCCCGGCCACCCCCCCAGCUACCAAGUCCAGGAAGCGGGCUCUGUGUGGGGGCCCAGCCCCUGCUGGGAAGACGCCCCUCACUGGGGCCAACCUCAGGGGCUCCGCGAGGCCGGCCUCGGCCAUGGGGCUGGUUCACCCCUCACAGCCUGCAAAGAGAAGGUGUGACUCCUUCGUCACGGGCAGGAGGAAGAAGCGGCACUGUAGCCAGUAG
Messenger RNA from Callorhinus ursinus (northern fur seal), 2043 nucleotides. NCBI's taxonomy places the organism in Eukaryota, Metazoa, Chordata, Mammalia, Carnivora, Otariidae. The record is from RefSeq and is a predicted model, not a curated record.